AAGUUCAAUGAAUCCUUUUUCUGUUUUUACUUUUGUCUCAAAGACAAAAGUCGUACUCUCCACGCUUAUCAUUAUUUCCUUUCACCAGUCCAAUUAGCCAGGAAUCACUCCUCUUCCUAAAAGCUCACAGGUCCCAGGGUUUCGUCCACCAUCUAUCCCAAUGGCUUUCUCGGAGUUCAAGCCGCUGGACGAGAAGUCCCUGAUCGAAUACAUAAAGUCCGUACCCUCCCUCUCCUCUAAGAUCGGAAGUAACCUCGACGACGUCACAGUUAAAGAGGUCGGAGAUGGUAACCUCAAUUUUGUGUACAUCGUCCUCGGUCCCGCCGGUUCUCUUGUCAUCAAACAGGCUCUUCCAUAUAUACGUUGUAUAGGGGAAUCUUGGCCUAUGACGAAGGAACGGGCAUAUUUUGAGGCACUAGCUCUGAGAGAGCAUGGUCAAUUUAGUCCAGAGCAUGUGCCUGAAGUUUAUCAUUUUGAUCGUACUAUGUCUUUGAUUGGCAUGCGCUACUUUGAGCCUCCACAUAUAAUCCUGAGAAAAGGAUUGAUUGCUGGGAUUGAGUACCCCUUUCUGGCAGAACACAUGUCAGAAUACAUGGCAAGGACUCUUUAUUUCACAUCCCUUCUUUAUCGUACCACUACGGAUCACAAACAUGCUGUUGCUAAAUUUUGCGGGAAUGUGGAGAUGUGCAGGCUCACCGAGCAGGUGGUUUUUUCUGACCCGUACAAGGUUUCUGAAUAUAACCGUUGGACUUCCCCUUAUCUUGAUGGUGAUGCUGAGGCUGUUCGGGAGGAUAAUAUUUUGAAAAUUGAAGUUGCUGAGUUGAAAUCCAAGUUCUGUGAAAGAGCCCAGGCACUUGUACACGGAGAUCUCCACACUGGUUCUAUCAUGGUUACUCAUGAGUCGACUCAAGUUAUAGAUCCUGAAUUUGCAUUUUAUGGGCCUAUGGGUUUUGACAUUGGAGCAUUUCUGGGAAACUUGAUUUUGGCUUUCUUUGCACAAGAUGGACAUGCUGAUCAAGUGAAUGACAGAAAAACAUAUAAGGAGUGGAUUUUGAGGACAAUUGAAGAGGUUUGGAAUCUAUUCCACAAGAAAUUCAUUGCACUUUGGGAUGAGCACAAGGAUGGUUCUGGUGAGGCAUAUCUUCCUGCAAUAUAUAACAAUCCAGAGCUUCAGCAGCUUGCACAAAAGAAAUUUAUGGAGGAUUUGUUCCAUGACACCCUUGGAUUUGGUGCUGCCAAAAUGAUAAGGAGAAUUGUUGGUGUAGCACAUGUUGAGGAUUUUGAAUCAAUCACUGAUGCUAGGAAACGAGCGAAUUGUGAACACCGGGCUCUUGAAGUAGCGAAGUUGCUUCUCAUGGAACGGAGGAACUUCCAGGCCAUUACUGAAGUUGUUUCGGCCAUUAAAAAACUCUAGUCUGACAAAGUUUUGGGUGAAUGAUAGUUUGCUUGAGUAUCCGUCAAGAGACUUUCCAGAUGUUUGUAUUAAAUGAACUGUUGCCAUGUCUAUUGUAAUGUCAACCUCAACAAAGA
This is a messenger RNA of Juglans microcarpa x Juglans regia, 1530 nucleotides long. RefSeq names its product methylthioribose kinase-like. Gene Ontology annotation, molecular function: S-methyl-5-thioribose kinase activity. NCBI's taxonomy places the organism in Eukaryota, Viridiplantae, Streptophyta, Magnoliopsida, Fagales, Juglandaceae. The transcript has 6 exons. The record is from RefSeq and is a predicted model, not a curated record. Bases 161 to 1414 code for a protein of 417 amino acids.